AGUAAACCCACCAUCUCAUACUACGCCUAAGAACUGGAGACACGGAUUGGCUCCGCCUCUUCUUGCGAAAAUUUCACGUCUAAUCCACAGCAGCCAAUGAGAGCACGCGUUAGACUUAGUUCCUGAAUGUUGACAAUUUUCUUCUCGGCUGCACGUGACCGUGUUUCGGUUCUCGCGGCAGUCGCAAUAGGAAGGCGGUGCCGGUUCCUCCGGCGCGGGUGGCAGAGAUGGGCCCGGCGACGAUACUUUUGGUGCCGGCGGUCCUGCUGGGCCUCUGCUCCGGGGACAGCCUGUUUCCUAGCCGACACUUCGUAUUGCCGAGCGGCCAGGAAGGCAGGGCUCUGGGGGGCUGGCGCCUGCCUCUGUCCUUAGAGCUGCUGGACGAGGCGGAGGACCUUUCUUUGCUAGGAUUGGAGUCCCUGUGGGACCUGCUCGAGUUGGAGCCGGAGUGCAGGGAGCUCUUGGCUGCCUUCGCCAACAGCAGUGUGAAGUUGACAGGCUGCUUGGUGCGGAGCGCUCGUCCCGUGAGACUCUGUCAGAAUUGCUAUCGCCAGUUCCGGGAGAUCAACAGCCUGCUGGAGAACAUCACCAGGGCUGUAGGGAACACCUCUGAGAGCAAGUGUACCAAAAGUCUCUUGAUGUCCGAUAGGCUACAGAUUGUUGUGAUCCUGUCCAAAUUUUUCAAUGACACUUGGGAGAAAGCAAACUGUGCAAAUUGUUUAAAGAACAACAGUGAAGGCUUAUCCAAUAGUACAGUGAUGUUCCUGGCCUUAUUCAAUGCAUCGUUGACAUGCUUUGAACAUAACCUUCAGGAGCAAGAAGCCAGUCUUGUAAACAACUACACACAAGUGUGCAAGAACUGCAGUGAGACAUAUAAAAACCUAAAUGCUCUGUACAAGAGGAUGCAAGAGAGCAGUCAGAAACAUGAUGCUGAAGAACAAUCUCAUUUGUGCAUUGAUGUGGAAGAUGCAAUGAACAUCACACGGAAGCUUUGGAGCAGGACUUUCAAUUGUUCUCUCACUUUCAGUGACACGGUGUCAGUGGCUGCUGUUUCUUCAUUCAUUCUCUUUUUACCUGUUAUUUUCUACCUGAGUAGCUUCCUUCACUCGAAGCAGAAAAAGCGAAUCCUGAUUCUCCCUAAGCGGAUACGAUCAACUGCCAGUCUUGUGAACAUCCAAGAGAAAUGCCACUGAUCCUGCAGAAUGCAAACCGCAGCAGAGUGCAUACUUGAUUGUUCUAAAGGAGGUGAUUAUGAUUUAGCCCUCCAGUCCAUGUAUUGUAACACAUUAAAAUGCUUUGUGACUCUCCGAUGGUUACAUGCACUAAUAGGGCAAAAGUUUUCCACUAAAGACUCAAUAUGGCCUCCAAAGUGAAAGGAGGACUUCCCCCAAUAUGUUUUUGUCUCACUUGGUUUCAUGUUGUCUUAUUUUCUGUACACAUUCCUAACUCCCACAUGGUUUCAGUUGAGUUUAUAAGUGUAGUUUUAAUUUCUAUGAAUGAGUUUAAAAAGGUUCAUGGUGUUCUGAUUUGGAAAUGUUCUUAUUUGUGGAUCUUUUUUUUAGAUACUAUCAGACUACCUUAGCUGCUAAUAAUUAUGUGAAAUUUUAGGUUAUAAAAUUAGUUCUCUAACCAAACCGAACUGUUUAGUUUCUUGAUACACUGUUUAUAGUUUUAAAUGCCUUGUAGCUGGCAAUAAGAGAGCAGAACUGCUACUGAAUUAAGUACAUUUUGUGGAAUUUUUCCUUGGCAGGUUUUUACUGGGGUGUGUGUGUCUGGUACUGCUGUGGGUUGGGGCCCAAUCCCCCAAGAGCUGUGCUUCAGCAUGCUCCACUGACAUGAGUCAGAGUUGCAUGAGAAGAAUAACUGAGGGGCCAUGCUGAUUGAGGAAUUGUUACUUUCCCACCUUUAAUUUUAACAGUGUUUAUUUUUCUCAAAGGUAAACUUUAUGAAGUGGCUGUAUAUUUAAUGAUACAAAGUAUAAAUAUAUUUAUAAAGACA
Messenger RNA from Heteronotia binoei (common prickly gecko), 1998 nucleotides. RefSeq names its product osteoclastogenesis associated transmembrane protein 1 (gene OSTM1). The transcript has 6 exons. Bases 228 to 1193 code for a protein of 321 amino acids. Gene Ontology annotation, cellular component: cytosol. Lineage: Eukaryota; Metazoa; Chordata; Lepidosauria; Squamata; Gekkonidae. The record is from RefSeq and is a predicted model, not a curated record.